This is a messenger RNA of Tetrahymena thermophila SB210, 1731 nucleotides long. Its product is annotated as Serine/Threonine kinase domain protein. The transcript is spliced from 6 exons. Gene Ontology annotation, biological process: mitotic DNA damage checkpoint signaling; protein phosphorylation. Lineage: Eukaryota; Ciliophora; Oligohymenophorea; Hymenostomatida; Tetrahymenidae. The record is from RefSeq and is a predicted model, not a curated record. Gene Ontology annotation, cellular component: nucleus; cytoplasm. Gene Ontology annotation, molecular function: protein serine/threonine kinase activity; ATP binding.
AUGUAGCCAAAUAACCAAAAUCAACAGCUAGCCUAUUAGUAGACAAAGAAUGCUAACAAGAUAGGGUACACAUGUGUAGAAAUAGAUGGCGCAUUGAUAUUUCCCAGCUAUAUAGACAUCACCAAGUAUAUGAUCAAUGGUGGUUUAGAUUAUUCUUAAUGCUAAUUUGAGUGUAGACUAAUAAAAUAAAAAAGGGUACUCUAAAAUAAGAUUAAGUACGCGUACAUGCUCAAUGAGUUUUUCCUCGUUUGCAAUGAGCCUUAUAAAAAGAUCCCUGAUAAAGUAAUUGAAUUAAAACCUAACAAUAGAAUAGUUUGGGACUACAAUAGGACUAAAACACCAUAUCGCCUUACUGGUUUCCAUCUUUUGGAUGGCAAGGACGUCUACGAAUAUUAAGCUGAAGAAAUAGUUUUGCUUAAGUUGAAGGAAAUUUUCAGUUAGAGGUUAUUCCAAGCCAGAUUCCAAGAUGAAUACGAGGUCCUUGCUUAAGUAGGAAAAGGAAACUACGCGAGAGUUUAUUCAAUUCGCCAUAGAGUAACUGGUUAAAAGUAUGCAGUCAAAUGCUUUGAGAAAUAAAAACUUAUUGGACUUGAAAAGGGUGCACUCUCACUUCACAAUGAAUUAAAAAUAAUGCGCAAUUUGAGAGACCACCCAAAUGUUAUAAAGCUGUAUGAAGUUUUUGAAGGUGAACACACAUUCUAUUUUGUAAUGGAAAUCGUGGAAGGAACAUCUCUUUAUGAAGAAAUUAAGAAACAUGCAUAGAAUCCUUAUAAAGACGAAGAAGUUAGAGACAUUAUGAGUAUGCUUAUAGAUGGUAUUGCUUAUUGUGCUUCCAAAAAUAUUAUGCAUAGAGAUAUUAAGCCAGAAAACCUUCUCUUUGGUAAAGUCGGAAAUUAAAAGAUUUUAAAAAUUGUAGAUUUCGGUCUUGGUACUUAUGCUGAUGAAAACCCUUAUAUAUUCCCUAAAUGUGGUACCCCUGGUUUUGUUGCUCCUGAAAUAGCCAAUCUAGUAGAUAAAGCUCAACCUUAUUCAACUGUCUGUGAUAUGUUCUCAGUUGGUGUUAUUUUCCAUAUUUUAUUAACUGGUGAAGCUGUAUUCCCUGGUAAAAAAUUCAAUGAAGUAUUGAAAAAAAACAAACUCUGCGAAAUCGACCUUGAAAAGAAGGAAUAUGAAAAUCUUUCAGACCCAGCAAAAGAUUUACUUAGACGUAUGCUUGAAAAGGAUCCUUAGAAGCGUAUUACAGCUGCUGAAGCACUCUAGCAUCAUUAUUUCACAUAACAAAAGUUAAAGAAAGCUCCUUCAACAGACGAUCUUUUUGGAAUGAACAAAGAAGAUCUUCCAGCUAUCAGAGAAAAGCAAACAUCUAUGUUUACCAAGCCUCUAAGAAUUCCUUAUCUCUCUAAAGACACUGCCUCAGGAUCUACUGAUGAUAAUCUAAACUCAUUCGUCACAAGAGAUCCUAUGUUUGCUGGUUAAAAUUAGGUUCGCCAAAGAGCAGAUUCAAAUAAGAUGUACUAUACUAUAGGUUCUCUAGAUAGAUAAGGUGUUGAACCCAACUAAGUUUCUGGUUAAAAAGAUUCAGAUAAAUCUAAAUUCCAUGCCAACACCUUAUAAAAAUAAGUAAGCGAAUUCACACCAGGUGGUAGAAGACAUAAAGAAAGUAUUGUUGAAGAGCAUGAGGAAGAAGAGCAUGUAUUUCAAGAAAAUGAAAAAAUGGAAGAGGAACACUGA